AUGCUUCUGGGGAAGUUAAUUCGCCCAGUAUCUUUUCGGAGGGUGAUACAUGUAAGAUUUGUAUCAUCAUUGUUGAAAAAGGACCCUCAUGCUACGACUUUAAAUCAAGUCAAAGAAAUUUUACUGGAAGCAUCAAAAAAAGAUGAUUGUCACUUGAGCAAUCUUAUAAAGCACUUUCACAAGAGCAAUAACAGUCAAAGGGAUGAAAUAAUGAACGAGCUUGUGAGUAACGCCUCUAAUUUUUCGAUUUACUUCAAAAUCAAGGACUUGAAAUUACCCACUGAAUCAUUACUCAAACUUAUGAAACUAAAUCCAGAGAGAGUAUUUGAAAAUUGGGAUUUGCUAGAAAUCAAUUCCGCUAAUAAAGAUGAUCCUGUGUUAUUACUCAAGACAUUAGAGAGCAUUGCGACAAAUCUUGAUAGAAAAGAGGAAGAUCUGUCCCCGAGCAUUGUAAACUUAUCGAGAGUUUUAUAUCUUUUAACAAAAGUUAAUAUUAAUGAUGUCCAGUUCAGUGUUUGGACAUCUUUGAUUGACUUCGUCAAAAAUAAGGAUUUUGAAUCAAUUUUAAAUAUUAUAGACCUACCUGAUAACUACUUACUUGAGACGUUAGAAAGUGAUAAAAUUUCUGGCAAUAAAUUACUUACGUUUGUCUUGUUCCAGAAACUUUUUAAAAAGAAUCCUGAAUUGAUUUCUAAACACCUUUUUCUUAAAGCUGUUGAUACCUUCGACAGAAUUCAAGCGAAAGACUUGUUGGUUUACAACGAGGGCCAAUCAAAAAGAUUUGAUGAUCUUAUCAUCUUAUGUAAAAAGUUGGGAAUAUUAAUCAAAUUUGAACCUUUAGAUGACUUGCUUCGUUCUAAAAUUGUUCAUUAUAUUGAUAUCAAUAAGCUAGAUCAUGGUGAUUCAAUUGAAAGCUUGAUGCUCAGAUUGAAAGUAAUAGAAUUCUACAGCAUGACAUCGAACGAUAUUAAUAAAGCUCUAAAAAAGUUUCAUCACUAUCAGGUGCAUGAAAAGUGGGGCUUUGAACUCGUUGAGCAAAAGCUUAUAAUAGCUUAUUGCUACCAAGCCAUUAGAGAGGACAAGGUCUAUAAUUUGAAGAUCGCAGAGACUCUAAUGCAGCAGGAAGUUCCUAUACGUCAGAUCCAAGGUAUGAUAUUGGCGAAAGCCAAUUUUGAUCUAAACGACGCGCUUCAGCUCUACAAUGACUAUAUUCCUGUUGUUUCAAAACAAGUAAAUGAAACUACGAAGAGAUCUUCCUCUGGUUUGCUUGUUGAAGCGGUGGUAUUAAGUUUCUUGUACAAAGAAGACAGAGAAUUUGCAUCAUUAGUUCUCGAUAAGUCCAUUGAAAACGGAAUUAUCUCUGACGAAACUGAGAUUCGCGCAAUUAAAUCAUUACUCAAAGUAUAUAGUGAUUCACACCUUGGUUCUGGUCUGGUGCUGUCCAACAUGAAAGAAUAUGUGUUACGAUAUCUUAAAUCUUUAUAA
This is a messenger RNA of Priceomyces carsonii, 1485 nucleotides long. RefSeq lists its product as uncharacterized. NCBI's taxonomy places the organism in Eukaryota, Fungi, Ascomycota, Pichiomycetes, Serinales, Debaryomycetaceae. The coding region runs from base 1 to 1485 and encodes 494 amino acids. The transcript has a single exon. The record is from RefSeq and is a predicted model, not a curated record.